This is a messenger RNA of Prunus dulcis (almond), 2922 nucleotides long. RefSeq lists its product as uncharacterized. The coding region runs from base 530 to 2542 and encodes 670 amino acids. The record is from RefSeq and is a predicted model, not a curated record. Lineage: Eukaryota; Viridiplantae; Streptophyta; Magnoliopsida; Rosales; Rosaceae. The transcript has 3 exons.
UCCUUUUCUUAAUAACACGCGCACCCUCCACCUCUUGCUUGGUCAUUUCCGCAUCUCUCUCUCUUUCUCUCUCUCUCUCUCUCUCUUUCUCGCCGACUCCUCCACUCUCCAGCAGGCGCCUCUCGAGCCCUAAAACCCUAACACCUUCUUCGCACCGCCAAAACUAAGCCAAUCAAAUCCACAUCCAAAUCCAAAUCUGAGAUUUCCGGGGCGCUGGUUUCUUUCACUGCUUUACAUGAUCUUCCUUUCUUCUCAUUUGAGGAUGAUUGAUUGCCAUAAUGAUGCUAUAAAGACAAGUCUUCUAAGAUUCAUCUACUGCUGCAACUGAUUAGUGAAAGUUUGGUUUAAAUUUCCUUUUAGGAAAUGGAUCGGCGUGAUACAUCAGGAUUUGUUAGUGGGGGUGGGAUGUACUAUUUUAGAGACAUCUAACUCUAAUUUUGUAGAUAAAUUUAAUUAGCCAGGAAGUUGGUAGACUGUUUUGUUGCAAUUUGAUUAGGUCUUUGUAUAUUAUUCCAUUUAGUAGUUACAUAUGGACAAUAGGUUGCAGAACUUGGGUUUUGCUGCUAAUUUUUCUUCAAAUGCCUUCAAUAUUGUGGGCAACUCAAUGCAAGUUGGGGGAGCUGGAAGUGAGUCUUGUGCAGAUACUAUCUUACGGCUCAAUUCCCCUGGUUCUUCAAUGGCUUGCAUGUCAAGCUUGCAAGGAAUCAAACGGAAGUGGAGUUCGAUUGGAGGAACUUUGACCGAGCAUUUUGGCUCUUCACUGUCUCUUGGGCUUGGCCGUUCAACAAGUUCCUCAGACAGCAAGGGGAGCUCAGCUACUGCUUGCACUACAAUGUCCUCAGCCAAAGAAACAGAUGAGGAGUCCUCGAUGGAUUUUGAAUUGGACUUUGCAUUACAUCUUGGAAAUGAAAAGGUACCCAGCCCGAAGAAACCUGCUAAUUCAAAGCUGCGCGCACUGGAACUGCAGCCCAAGGUUGACUUGGAGUUAAGUCUCUCAACUGGGCUGUCUGAAUCUGAAAUCACUUGUGUCAAUCCAAGUUCCACUUCGCCUCUUUCAGGCAUGGAGAUGGCAUUGGCGGCUGGUGGGGCCCAAAAUGCAGAUGAAGGAUCAACUCCAUUCCAUUGGAAGGGAGGGAUUGCCAUACAACCAUUGCAGACUUCAUUCAACCCAGGGGCGAGCUUCCUUUUCAAACAGGUUCCACAAAAGAUUGAUUCCCCUGCUAUUGUUCCGGAGCUCUCAUCAAGCAUAUUAACCACACCAAAUAGCUCAGUCAGCUGCAGUUCUGGGAUGACACAGAAGCAACAGUCACAGCAUCGCAGCUCAAAUUCAAAGACAUGCCAGAUUGAGGGAUGUGGAAAGGGUGCCAGAGGUGCUUCUGGCCGCUGCAUAUCUCAUGGUGGUGGUAGGAGGUGUCAGAAAUCUGGCUGCCAUAAGGGUGCUGAGGGCCGAACAGUGUACUGCAAGGCCCAUGGUGGUGGUCGGCGAUGUGAAUUCCUUGGGUGUACAAAGAGUGCAGAAGGACGCACUGAUUUUUGUAUUGCCCAUGGUGGUGGUCGGAGGUGCAGUCAUGAAGGUUGCACUCGAGCUGCCAGAGGGAAAUCAGGAUUGUGUAUCAGGCAUGGUGGUGGCAAGAGAUGUCAAAGGGAAAAUUGCACGAAGAGUGCAGAAGGCCUCUCAGGCCUUUGCAUCUCACAUGGUGGUGGCCGUCGAUGCCAAGCUAUAGGAUGCACAAAAGGGGCGCAAGGGAGCACAAUGUUCUGUAAGGCUCAUGGUGGGGGGAAGCGAUGCACUGCUCCAGGUUGCACCAAGGGAGCUGAAGGGAGCACGCCCUAUUGCAAAGGCCAUGGUGGGGGAAAAAGGUGUGCAUUCCAAGGUGGUGGGCAUUGUACAAAGAGUGUGCAUGGUGGUACCAACUUCUGUGUGGCACAUGGGGGUGGCAAGCGAUGUGCCAUGCCUGAGUGCACAAAGAGUGCAAGGGGACGAACUGACUACUGUGUCCGACAUGGUGGGGGAAAGAGGUGCAAGUCUGAAGGAUGCGGUAAGAGUGCACAAGGCAGCACUGACUUCUGUAAGGCACAUGGUGGAGGAAAGAGAUGCUCUUGGGGACAUCCUGGAUCAGUUUUUGGCGGCCAAGCUAUUGGUCCUUGUAACUCAUUUGCAAGGGGGAAGACAGGCCUCUGUGCCCUCCAUAGUGGUCUGGUUCAGGAUAAGAGGGUUCAUGGAGGUAUUACUUUGGGACCUAUGGUCCAAGACCCUAAACUUGGGAAGUCGGACAAGAAGAAAGAAGUAGCCACUGCAGAUGACAUGAAUGUUGAUGUGAUGAAUAUUGGGAGCAGCAUAAGGACUUCAGCAACCGGAACUUGUUCUGACAUGAAACAAGCUGGUCAAUCUUCAGCCCCAGUCCUCAUUCCAGAAGGCAGGGUGCAUGGGGGAAGUCUGAUGGCUCUGCUGGCAGGCGGUUCAGACUCCAAUUCGAACAGCAGGGGGAGUAAUUCAUCUGGGUCAAAGAAAUCCUACAUGAUGCCUCAGAACUGGAUGUGAGGCUAUUUCUAACCCUUGUUAUUUGAUUCGGUCUCGGUGGUUGGCGGAGUUUCUCAGCAGGUCAGCAUGUCUGUGUCCUUCGUUUCUUAGUUUGUUGUUUAUUAGUGGCUUUGAUAUACGUAGAAGAAGUUGUUCUCAUUCAUUGGUUCUAAUGGAGAGAACCCAUAAGUGCUUAAAAGACCUUAGUGUAACAGUUUGGGGUAUAUCAAGGUAGGGCAGUGGUUAGUUAGCAAUUUGAGUUUGGUCUUUGGUGUUCUUUCCUGUAAAUAUUUUGUAAGUGUCUGUCCAGCAGUUUGUUGUGAAUACAGGUUAUACUGCCUGUGGGGUCAGUCAGUUUGUCAGACGUUCUGGUGCAAUAAAAGCCUUUUACUGAGAUCAUA